GUCAGUACGAAGAAGAGCUGUCCGCCAUGGUUCUUCUACGAGGGACAGUUUUCCCCGGAGCUGCUUCCUUAUUUGCGCUGCUUGUGCUGUUGAGCGAAGCCCCACCCAAAGCCCUAUCCUCUGUGAUUCCCACACAAGAAUGCGGGACAAGGCCUGUUGUGGAUGAGAUAGCAACAGGGAAUCGGAUUGUAGGUGGACAUGAUGCUCAGCUUGGAGCAUGGCCUUGGCAAGUUAGUCUUCAAGUUUACCACUCUGGUGUAGGAUAUCAGCAUACGUGUGGUGGAUCUUUAAUUAACCACAACUCAGUGCUGACAGCAGCACAUUGCAUUAAAAAGUGGACGGACGCCGAGUACUGGAGGGCUGUGAUGGGAAUGCAUCAUCUUUAUAGAUACCAGCCUCAUACUGUGAAGAGCCGGGUCAGGGCUAUUAUUAUCCAUUCUGAUUUCAACAAGGACACCUUUGAGAAUGAUGUUGCGUUGUUUAAAACAGUGGACUCUAUCAAAUUCAAUGAGUAUAUUCAGCCCAUCUGCUUGCCUGACACUCCUCUUCAUGUGGCUGACGACACCCCAUGUUACAUAAGUGGUUGGGGAAAAACACUGGAGAAAGGUAGAAGCAGAGAUGUAUUACAAGAAGCAGAAGUAGACAUUAUUCCAAUACAGCUCUGUAAUAGAUAUGACUGGUAUGGAGGGGUAAUAAAAGAAGAGAUGCUUUGUGCUGGCUCUGAAGGUGGAGGUGUUGAUAGUUGUCAGGGAGACAGUGGUGGACCUCUUAUGUGCUAUUUUCCAGAUGCCACCAAAUAUUACCUGAUAGGAAUCACCAGCUUUGGCCUUGGCUGUGGCCAACCAAAACUUCCAGGAGUCUAUAUACGUACAGCUCGUUACAGGAGCUGGAUAAAAUCACAAGCUAUUCUGUUUGACAAAACCAUCAUUAUGAACAUUCCAUGUGCUCUCAUCUUUUUGACUGCAGGGUGCUUAAUCUUCCACAGUCUUCUAUGAAGAGGCAAAGUAUCUUAUUGUACUGAAACAAUAUCUGAUUCUUUUUAAACUUACUGGAUUGUAUCCAAUUGUGUCCCUCCAUUGAUUGAAGGCCUUUGGUGCAGCAAAGGCUUCCGUAAGCAGAAUGGGGAGUGGGAGAGUGGUUUUAAUUUAUUUUCCCCUUCCCUUUGUAGUCCCUCACAUGUGCUUCAGAAGAAAAGGAACACGAAGGGCUGCAGGAGAAAGAGAAUUUGCAAAAAUAACCUUUCCCCUUCUGCUCAAAUAGAUACCUUUUUUUCCUUGUUGUAACAAAAGAUAUUUAGUGAAAUUUUUAAACAAUCUGCUUUGUAAUUUUAUUAUUUGCUCCCCUGAAAUAACCCUUUAUUGUCUGCUGGGAUGUAGAGAAACCGUGUACAUGACAAAUGCUAAAU
Molecule: messenger RNA, 1405 nt
Organism: Rhineura floridana
Lineage: Eukaryota; Metazoa; Chordata; Lepidosauria; Squamata; Rhineuridae
Product: transmembrane protease serine 12-like
Exons: 5
Coding region: 27-995 (322 amino acids)
Biological process (GO): proteolysis
Molecular function (GO): serine-type endopeptidase activity
Source: RefSeq, a predicted model, not a curated record